UUAAGCUGGGAUCACUUAGAGCUCAGAAAGAAAUACAUGUCAUCAAUAGAUGUCAUCAGAAAUACAUGUGAAGGUUAUGUGUCUAAUUAUUGCAGACAUUUAAUGACUUUUUAUUGACUCUCCCUCUAAUCUGUAUUUUUUUAAAAUUAUUUCCCAGAUCGUGCUGGAGGCAAUUGUCUCCAAGGAGCGUCGAGGCCACAUCGCCAUUGACGACAUCAUGAUUUUGAACUACCCUUGCUAUAAAGCCCCCCACUUCUCUCGGCUUGGGGACAUGGAGGUCAACGUGGGACAGAACGCCUCGUUUCAGUGUGUGGCAGCCGGACGGCCCUCGGACACGGAGACCUUCCUGCUGGAGCGCCACAACGGCAAAGUGACCAGCACCACGGCGGUCAAGCACCUGAACUACCGGCGCUUCGUGGCCUCCUUCCAGCUGGAGAACGUCCAGAAGCCGGAGCAGGACCUGUACCGCUGCAUCGCCCUCUCGGCCCGCGGCGCCGGGGUCUCCAACUACGCGGAGCUGCUCGUCAAAGUUCCCCCGUCUCCCAUCGCCCCGCCUCAGCUGCUGAGGGCCGGCUCCACCUACCUGAUCAUCCAGCUCAACACCAACUCCAUCCUGGGCGACGGACCGAUCAUACGGCGGGAGAUCGAGUUCCGCGCCAGCCACCUGCCCUUCUCGGAGAUCAACGGGGUCAACAUGGUGACCUACAAGCUGUGGCACCUGGACCCGGACACGGAGUACCAGAUCAGCGUCAUGCUGACCCGGCCCGGGGAGGGGGGUACCGGACCGCCUGGGCCACCACUCAUCAGCAGGACCAAGUGUGCAGAGCCCAUGCGUGCCCUGAGGGGUCUAACGGCGUCGGACAUCCAGCCUCGGCAGCUGACGCUGCAGUGGGAGGCGGUGGCCUUCAACGUCACCCGCUGCCACACCUACUCCGUAUCCCUCUGCUACCACUACUCCCUGGGCACCACCACCACCACCAGCACGACUGGCACCGCCGGGACUGGCGCCACUGGAGCCGGGGCAUCAGCCGGAGCUGGAGCUGGAGCUGGAGCUGGAACUGGAGCUGGGGUACCUCCAAUUGGCCCUGGUGCUGGUGGGGGUGCCGCGGGUCCGGGCAUGGCUGUACCAGGCGGAGGUCACGGCAACAGUAACAUCAACGUCACCACGGUGAGAGAAUGUCUGCCCGUGGAGCGUAACACCUCCCGCAUCACCCUGAGGGACCUGCCCCCGUACCACACCGUCUACACGCGGCUGGUGCUGGCCAACACCGAGGGCAAGAAGGAGGGACGUGAAGUGGUUUUCCAGACGGAAGAGGACAUUCCUGGUGGCAUCGCCCCUGAGUCCCUGACUUUCACGCCAUUGGAGGACAUGAUUUUCAUGAAGUGGGAGGAGCCAGUGGAGCCCAAUGGUCUAAUCACUCAGUAUGAGAUCAGCUACCAGAGCAUCGAGUCCACAGACCCCAGUGUGAACGUGCCAGGCCCCAGGCGCACGGUGUCCAAACUGAGGAAUGAGACCUACCACAUGUUCUCCAACCUCCACCCAGGCACCACCUACCUCAUCUCUGUCCGCGCCCGCACUGCCAAGGGCUUUGGGCAGACGGCCCUGACGGAAAUCACCACCAACAUCUCUGCCCCCACCUUUGACUAUGGGGACAUGCCGUCUCCCUUGAGUGAGACUGAGAGCACCAUCACUGUCCUGCUGAGACCAGCCCAGGGUAGAGGAGCACCUGUCAGCACAUACCAGGUGGUGGUGGAGGAGGAGCUGGUGCGGCGCGUGCGUCGCGAGAUGGGCCCCCAGGAGUGCUUCCCGCUGCCCACCACCCACGGCGAGGCGCAGGCACGCGGGGCGCCCACCUACUACACCGCCGAGCUGCCGCCCAGCAACCUGAGCGAGGCGCGCUACUUCACCGUGGGCGACAACCACACCUACAACGGCUACUGGAACACGCCCCUCGACCCCAGGAAGAACUACCUCAUCUACUUCCAGGCCAUGAGCAACUUCAGAGGGGAUACCAGGAUCAACUGUGUCCGCAUUGCUCGCAAAGCGGCGUGCAAGGACCACCGGCGGGCCCUGGAGGUGUCUCAGCACUCGGAGGAGAUGGGGCUGAUCCUGGGGGUGUGUGCCGGGGGCCUGGUGGUUCUCAUCCUGCUCCUGGGAGCCAUUAUCAUCAUCAUCAAGAAGGGAAGGGAUUACUACUCUUACUCUUAUUAUCCGAAGCCCGGGAACAUGAAUAAGACACCCAUCACCUACCGGCAGGAGAAGAACCACAUGAUUGGCUCGAUGGAGCGCAGUUUCACCGACCAGAGCACGCUGCAAGAGGACGAACGCAUGGCUCUCUCUUUCAUGGACGCACACACCUGCAGCACACGCAGCGAUCCCCGCAGCUGUAUGAACGAGUCCAGCAGCCUGCUGGGGGGGUCUCCGCGGCGGCAGUGCGGGGGCCGCAAGGGCUCUCCCUACCACACGGGGCAGCUGCACCCCGCUGUGCGCGUGGCCGACCUGCUGCAGCACAUCAACCAGAUGAAGACUGCUGAGGGCUACGGCUUCAAGCAGGAGUACGAGAGCUUUUUCGAAGGCUGGGAUGUGACCAAGAAGAAAGACAAGACCAAAGGCAGACAGGACACGUUAAUGGGAUGUAAGUCAGCCAUUUGUCAAGAGGAUGAUCGCCACAGGGUAAAGCUACAUCCUUUGCUGGGGGACCCCAAUUCAGACUACAUCAAUGCCAACUACAUAGACGGCUAUCAUCGAUCCAACCACUUCAUUGCCACUCAGGGUCCUAAGCAGGAGACGGUGUAUGACUUCUGGAGGAUGGUUUGGCAAGAGAACUGCUUCAGCAUCGUCAUGAUCACCAAGCUCGUCGAGGUGGGCAGGGUGAAGUGCUGUAAAUACUGGCCGGAUGACAGUGAGCUGUACGGGGACAUCAAGAUCACGCUCCUGAAGACCGAGACCCUGGCAGAGUACACUGUACGCACCUUCAGCCUGGAGAGGAGAGGCUACUCGGCGAAGCAUGAGGUGCGCCAGUUCCACUUCACGUCCUGGCCGGAGCACGGGGUUCCCUACCACGCCACCGGGCUGCUGGCCUUCAUCCGCAGGGUCAAGGCCUCCACCCCGCCCGACGCAGGGCCUGUGGUGGUUCACUGCAGUAUGGGAGCAGGCCGCACUGGCUGCUACAUAGUGCUGGACGUGAUGCUGGACAUGGCGGAGUGCGAGGGGGUCGUCGACAUUUACAACUGUGUCAAAACACUCUGUUCACGACGCAUCAACAUGAUACAGACAGAGGAGCAGUACAUAUUUAUCCAUGACGCCAUCCUGGAGGCUUGUUUGUGUGGGGAGACGGCCAUCCUGGUGAAUGAGUUUGCUCCCACCUACACGGAGCUGCUGCGGGUGGACUCCCAGAGCAACUCCUCACAGCUGCGCGAGGAGUUUCAGACGCUGAACUCGGUCACCCCGCACCUGGACGUGGAGGAGUGCAGCAUCGCGCUGUUGCCGCGCAACCGGGAGAAGAACCGCAGCAUGGACGUGCUGCCGCCGGACCGCGCGCUGGCCUUCCUGGUCACCACGGAGGGGGAGAGCAACAACUACAUCAACGCGGCGCUGGCCGACAGCUUCCACCAGCAGGCCGCCCUGGUGGUCACGCCGCACCCGCUGCCCGGCACCACCGCCGACUUCUGGAGGCUGGUCUUCGACUACGGCUGCACUGCCGUGGUCAUGCUCAACCAGCUCAACCAGUCCAACUCCGCAUGGCCGUGUGUGCAGUAUUGGCCAGAGCCCGGUAUGCAGCAGUACGGCCCCAUGCAGGUGGAGUUCCUCUCCGUCUCGGCCGACGAUGAUGUCAUCACGCGCAUCUUUAGGGUCAAGAACGUCACAAGGCUCCAGGAGGGUCAGCUGGUGGUGUGCCAGUUCCAGUUCCUGCGCUGGUCUGCGUACCGCGACGUGCCCGACUCCAAGAAGUCCUUCCUCAACCUGCUGGCCCACGUGCACAAGUGGCAGAGGGAGUGUGGAGACGGACGCACCGUCGUACACUGCCUUAAUGGCGGUGGGCGAUGCGGUACCUUCUGCGCCGCCACCAUCCUGCUGGAGAUGAUCCAGUACCAGAACAUGGUGGACGUCUUCUACGCCGUCAAGACCCUGCGCAACGCCAAGCCCAACAUGGUCGAGUCCCUGGACCAGUACCGGUUCUGCUAUGACCUGGUGAUGGAGUACCUGGACUGCAUGGAAGUCAGAUAGCCGGGCUGAUCCACCACGUGCACAGUAGUGUGUAUGGGGAAUUGCCCCUGCCUCUCUCCUGUAACCCCGUAACUCCCACCCAGCCUCAUCAUAUCACACACACCUGCACCUCCAACCUGACACUCCCGAGCCAUCACCCCCUCUCCCCCUAACCUCUAGCCACGCUGAUUCGUGUGCACCACAGUGGAUGAGGAAUGCCUCUGGUAACCCCUACACCCUUCUACCCCCCCA
Molecule: messenger RNA, 4459 nt
Organism: Engraulis encrasicolus (European anchovy)
Lineage: Eukaryota; Metazoa; Chordata; Actinopteri; Clupeiformes; Engraulidae
Gene: ptprub
Product: protein tyrosine phosphatase receptor type Ub
Exons: 27
Coding region: 218-4228 (1336 amino acids)
Biological process (GO): protein dephosphorylation
Molecular function (GO): protein tyrosine phosphatase activity; protein binding
Source: RefSeq, a predicted model, not a curated record